GUGAUCUCUGAUCACAAAACAUGAUGAGGAGAGUUGCUAUUUUUCUGCUACUGAAUGGACUGCUGGCCAUUGGACAAGGCUGGCACAACAACUUUGAUGAGCCUCUGAGUUUUAAAUGUCUUGCAGGGCAGUCAAUAUCCUCCAUCAGGAGCGAACACAGCAACUAUCAUGAGGACCGGCAUUGGGAUUUAAGCUGUAAACGGACUAACAAGCCGAAUGCAGAGUGUCACCAGUCAGCUUACGUCAAUGACUUUGACAAAGCCUUCACAUUUGAGUGUCCAGAAAAUUAUGCGAUUGCAGGAAUGAGCAGCUACCACAGCAACUACCAUGAGGACAGACGCUGGCAGUUUUACUGUUGUAAAGUGGUGUGCGCUUCUGGGGACAGAGCCUGUCAAUGGACAACAUAUGUGAACACCUUUGAUGAGUACUUCCACUGGAAUGUGCCUCCUCACAGCGUUCUGGUUGGUGCUGAAAGCUACCAUCAAAAUUAUCAAGAAGACCGACGCUGGAGGUACAAGUACUGUGUCAAACCAUGUCUGUAAGACUCUAUGAUCUCUCAAGGUUUAAUGAACCUCUGAAAUAAAAGCAAG
Molecule: messenger RNA, 590 nt
Organism: Labeo rohita (rohu)
Lineage: Eukaryota; Metazoa; Chordata; Actinopteri; Cypriniformes; Cyprinidae
Product: hemagglutinin/amebocyte aggregation factor-like
Exons: 5
Coding region: 21-542 (173 amino acids)
Source: RefSeq, a predicted model, not a curated record